Messenger RNA from Ctenocephalides felis (cat flea), 2623 nucleotides. RefSeq names its product beta-1,4-glucuronyltransferase 1-like. The transcript is spliced from 10 exons. NCBI's taxonomy places the organism in Eukaryota, Metazoa, Arthropoda, Insecta, Siphonaptera, Pulicidae. The record is from RefSeq and is a predicted model, not a curated record. Bases 734 to 2341 code for a protein of 535 amino acids.
UUCGCAAGAUAAAUUUGACAUUUCGUUUGUGCGGGUGUUGUUAUUAUUAAAUAUAAUUGUUAUUACAAUAAUGAAAUAAUAUUAUAAACUGCCAAAGAUAUAUUUAAAAGGUUCUAUGAACAAUGUUAAGUGUUAGUUGUGAAAUAUCAUGUUCUAAUAAAAUUGUGCAAAUCGGCUAUAAUGAUAUUCAGGUAUGAGUUUUCUUCACUUGCUGUUUACCGAAAAUAUAAUCUGCCUUAUGAAAUACUGAUCUCAAAAAAAUGUUGGGAAUAGAGUGCACUUUUUUUGUUAUUAGCGCAACGUAAUGCGAAGAACUCGUGCUGCGGUCAUUUGCUGCAGCAGCAGAAGGCCGCGUGGGCGGAGACGGCGCUUCACUGGAUAAUAGAAAAUUCAAAAUUUUUAUCUAACCAUUUGUCUUAAAAAUAAUCAUACGAAAUACUCUACCAUUUAGUAAUUAAUCUUCCUUCUGCAAACCUUCAACUGAUCAAUUUGAUAUGUGAUAUACUAAUAUCUAUUAUAUUAUUUAAUAACUAAGAUAUUUAUGAAUCUGUAUUAUAUUAUACAUAAUCCACAAUUGGAAAAUAAGCACUUCUGGAAAGAAACAGUAUUGAAACAUACAAGUAUAAAAAUAUUGAAAAAUAAUUAAUUCUGAUAGAAAAAUAUUGCCGAAUAACUUGUGAAUACGGCUGAGGAGAUUAUAGAUUGAUUGAAAAUUUAAAACUGAACCGCCGAAAUGUUAGCAAGAAAAACUUGGUUGAUUCGCGUCAGUUUUUUCGUAAAUGUAGCUUUGCUGCUUUAUUUGGCGGUUUUUCGGGAUGCCGGAACUCCAGUGGGUACUCCCAUGAGUAGUGGUACGGAGCCCGCAGCAGGAGGAGGUGUUGAAAUUAAACAAACUGGGAGGAUGUUAGCUAAUUAUUUGUUAGAGAAAUUCAAUGUAGCAGGUGAACAAAAGGUUACAAAUGGGGCAGAAAUAGAGCAGCAAACAAAACCUUUGGCUGAACCAUUGCAGCAGUCGACUGAAGAAAAGAACGAUAUAGCUGCGGAUCUGUCACGUCAAUUGGCUGAUUGCCAAGCUGCAUUGACCCCUUCAAAGGAUAAAACCAGUGUUCCUCAAACAACAGUUCCCGCUAUUAACCCACCUUCUCCACAAGAAUCUAUUACUCCGGGAUUAGCUGUUCUGGAUUUAAAUGCCGAUGAUGAUCUGCAGGCUAAACUUAAAAAUUUGCUUCGCUGCAAUAACCGUGAUUACGUUACUCGAACUGAGCAAAGGGGUGAUUUUUGGGUGCUGCGUAACUAUAUACAAGCUGGACACGGAGCUCUCGGAUGCACUGAUUCUAUAACAUAUACUACUCACGCUGAUUACACAUUUUUGGAUAAUGUUAUCCCUUUAUUGGAACGUUGGAGAGGACCCUUAAGUCUGGCCUUACAUGCUCCUGGCACGGAUUUUGCGCCAACAUUGGAUACUAUACGAUAUCUUAGAGAUUGUGCGCCGGGUUCUGAGCUCGUUAGAGAAUAUGUUACUUUUCAUAUUUACUUUGGCAGCAAACAUAUGCCCAAGCAACUUCCGAAACCUGCGGAGGCAUUAUCAGAUGCGCAUUCUUUUAAUUGCUCUUUACCUGCACCAUAUGUGAAUGCCAAUGCUUCAUUACUUUACAAAGCAAAACAUAAACUUUUGUAUCCUGUGAAUGUUGGGAGAAAUAUAGCAAGGGAGGCAGCACUUACGCACUUUAUUUUAGCUAGUGAUGUUGAAUUAUAUCCUAGCCCAGAUCUGAUUAGAAAAUUCCUAGAAAUGAUUGCAAGAAACGAAGGAUCUCUGUUGAGGAAAAACCCUAGAGUUUUUCCUUUAAGCAUAUUUGAAGUCAAUGAAGGCCAAGAGAUUCCUAAAGAUAAAACAACUUUAACAUCAAUGUUAAGUAAAAAUUUAGCCAUACCAUUCCAUAAAAGACUAUGUCCCAGUUGUCACAAAGUACCAAAGGCAGAACAGUGGGUGAAAGCUAAUGAAACAGAAGGUUUAGGUGUAUUUACUGUAGGUAAGCGAAUAGGUCAAUUUAUUAAUUGGGAACCAAUUUACAUAGGGACACACGAUGAUCCCUUAUAUGAUGAACGGUUAAGUUGGGAAGGAAAAAAAGACAAAAUGACGCAGGGUUACGCAUUGUGCGUUUUGGAUUAUGACUUUCUGAUAUUGGACAAUGCUUUUCUCGUGCAUAAACCAGGCAUAAAAAUCUAUAAGAUAGAUCCUAAAAGACAAGUUUUAUCUACAAAAACAAAUAAAUUAAUUAAAUUAAUUAUCUUUCCUGAACUCAAAGUGCUUUAUGGUGUUCGAAAGGGAUGUGCCGUUUAGCAUCGUGAACAUUUUGCAGUGAGAUUAGCUACACGAUUAAAACAGUUAUAUAGAAAUAUAUUUUUAUUAUAAUAAACAUUAGUGUCAUUAUGCAAUAUGAAUUGUGAAAAUGGUAAUUGACACUUCUUUAUUAUGUUGUGAAGUCGUGCAAUCUAGUAUAAGAGGCUACACUUGCCGUAAUUAAUUUAAUAUUCUGUAUAAAACAAUAUUGUACAAUCAAUUAAUUCUGUAUGUAUAAUUAAUUUUUGUUGAAAUGUACAAUAAGAUUUCAUAUGAAUUCCA